Messenger RNA from Cydia amplana, 1404 nucleotides. RefSeq names its product sphingosine-1-phosphate phosphatase 1-like. Gene Ontology annotation, biological process: sphingosine metabolic process. Gene Ontology annotation, molecular function: sphingosine-1-phosphate phosphatase activity. The coding region runs from base 72 to 1331 and encodes 419 amino acids. Lineage: Eukaryota; Metazoa; Arthropoda; Insecta; Lepidoptera; Tortricidae. Gene Ontology annotation, cellular component: endoplasmic reticulum membrane. The record is from RefSeq and is a predicted model, not a curated record. The transcript has 5 exons.
UAUCGAGGGAUCGGGCGUGAUAGAUUCUAGAAUAUAAUUUCUAAGUAAUAGUUAAUUUAAGUUUUCAAAGAAUGUGGGACGACUUUAUAGACUAUUUAAAAGACCCUUUGUUGGUCAUCAAAGUGCAGAACUUUUUUGGAGUUAUAUACAAGAACAGUGUUCGGGACAACGAAGGUAGUGGUGAAGUCAUACAUUCAGAGAGGUUGGAACGUGAGAAGGAUAAUGACAGUGAUAUAAGGCAGCACAAACGGGCGCUCAGCAACAUCUCCAGCAGUUCUCAAACCUCAUACGAUACGGAUACUUCCGGCGAGAGCGUGGAGGAGGUCGAGUGCCAUAUCAACAACAAGUUCUGGUACUGGCUAUUUGUACUCGGUACUGCACUCGGGGAUGAGAUAUUCUAUGCUACAUUUAUACCCUUUUGGUUCUGGAAUAUUGAUGGUGCGGUCGGCAGGAGAGUCAUACUUGUCUGGACUGUUUGUAUGUACCUAGGACAAGGUGUGAAAGACAUAAUCCGGUGGCCCCGGCCUGGAUACCCGGUCAAGAAGCUGCAGACCAAAUGGGCCAUUGAGUAUGGCAUGCCAUCUACACAUGCAAUGGUCGGAGUUUCAAUUCCAUUCUCCGUGCUGCUGUAUACUAUGGACAGAUACGAGUACCCGGUUCACUGGGGUGCCUUGAUUGCCGUCUCGUGGUGUACACUUAUCUGCGUCAGUCGCGUGUAUCUUGGCAUGCACAGCGUUCUGGACAUAGCAGCGGGCCUGCUCAUGGCUUCAGGACUGCUAGUGCUCCUGAUACCUAUGGUGGACGCGCUGGACGACUGGCUGCUCACGCACUGGCUGUCCCCUGCGGUGGUGCUGGCCGUCUCUGUGCUGGUCAUCGUGUACCACCCCAACGCGGACAAGUGGACGCCCACCAGAGGCGACACGACCAUGAUCGUGAGCGUGUGCGCGGGCAUCCUCACGGGCUCCUGGACCAACUACCAGCUCGGCAACAUGGCGCCCGCCUCCACCCCUCCCCCCUACACCAUCAUCUGGCCCUCCAUCGACAUGCUCGGCAACACCAUCCUCAGAACCAUCCUCGGCUUCUGCGGCGUGCUAGCCACCAGGGCCAUAGGUAAAUCAGUCUCUUAUGCAUUCAUCUGCGCUUUACUAGGAAAGGAUAAAAACGAAUUAAGAAACUCGGAGAACAGUCUAGAUAAUAAAAAUAAAAUAAUCGUAGAAUUAUGCUACAAGUACUUCACGUAUGGCAUGAUAGGUUUUAACACGGUCUUCGUUUUCCCGAAUGUGUUCUACUUGCUUAGAAUUAAUAGGCCGACGUAUUAUACUGAGAUUUGAUACUAGUCGUUUCUUUUAUUUCCGACAUUCCAUUUGAGGCCUUUAAAUCGGGGUUUUCCGUGUUCAUAUUAUA